Molecule: messenger RNA, 1386 nt
Organism: Aspergillus niger
Lineage: Eukaryota; Fungi; Ascomycota; Eurotiomycetes; Eurotiales; Aspergillaceae
Exons: 2
Coding region: 1-1386 (461 amino acids)
Source: RefSeq, a predicted model, not a curated record
AUGACCACCCCAAUUCCCUACGGCGCUCCCAUGCGCCAACACUUCUGCCUCGACCCCAACUGGAAGAACCUCAACCACGGCAAGCCCCUCCCCCGUUCCCAUUCCCAUCUCCUCAAACGUUUCAAGCCUCCUAAUAAUGAUACCCCAGGAUCCUUCGGCACCUACCCCCUCCGGGUCCAAACCGCCCUCCGCGCCCACCAAAGCACCGCAGAAUCGCACCCGGACCUCUUCAUCCGGCGCCUCUGCCCCUCUCAAACCCAACACUCCCUCAAGUUACUCUCCACCCUCCUGCACGCGCCAGAAUCCUCUCUCGCGUUCGUCAAAAACGCCACCACGGGCGUUAACACCGUCCUGCACAACAUCCCCUUCACAUCCAACGAUGUGAUCAUCUACUUCGACACCAUCUACGGAGCAAUCGAGUACGGGCUUCUUGCCCUGCAGGAACGGACCGGCGUGAAACUUCGGAAGGUGGAGUAUACGCUUCCGAUAUCUCAUGGGGAGAUAGUGAAGCGGUUUAGGGAUGUAGUGGAGAAGGUGAGGGAAGAGGAAGGGGGAGGGUUGAACGUUAAGGCAGCGGUGUUUGAUAUGGUGGUUAGUGUUCCUGCGAUCCGGUUCCCGUUUGAGGCGUUGGUGAGGGAAUGUAAGGAGUUGGGGGUGUUGAGUGUGGUUGAUGGUGCGCAUGGGGUGGGUAUGUUGGAUUUGGAUUUGGAAGCCUUGGGGGUCGAUUUUUUGACGAGUAAUUUGCAUAAGUGGCUCUACAUCCCCCGCGGCUGCGCCGUGCUCUACGUCGCGCCUCAACAUCAACAUCUCAUGCGCACGACGUCGCCCACUUCCUGGGGAUAUAUAUCCUCCGCUGCGGCGGAGGAAGCGCGUACAAAUGGCACCACUGCGUCUGCGUUCAGGAAUCUGUUUCAGUCGACGGCUACGAAUGACGACACGCCGUAUUUGUGUGUGCCUGAGGCGUUGAAGUUCCGGGAGGAGGUGUGUGGUGGGGAGAAGGCUAUUUAUGAGUAUUUGGAGAGGUUGGCGAAUGAGGCGGCGGAUGUGGUGGCGGGGGUGUUGGGGACGGAGGUGUUGAGGGAUGAGGAGGGGUUGUUGACCAGGUGUGCGAUGACGAAUGUGAGGUUGCCGUUGAAGGUUGGUGAUGGUGGUGAUGGUGAUGGGUAUACGGUGGUGGAGAAGGAGGCGGUGGGGAAGGUGACGGAGUGGUUUCGUAAUGUUCUCAUGGAUGAGUAUAAGACGUUUGUGCCGGUGUUUGAGUACAAGGGGUGGUUGUGGAUGAGGUUGUCGGCGCAGGUGUAUUUGGAUAAGUGUGAUUUUGAGUGGUUGGGAGGUGUGUUGAAGGAGUGUUGUGAGAGGGUGGGGAGGGAGGUUCUUCAGAAGUAG